Messenger RNA from Salvelinus fontinalis (brook trout), 8370 nucleotides. RefSeq names its product RNA binding motif protein 33a (gene rbm33a). Bases 156 to 3830 code for a protein of 1224 amino acids. The record is from RefSeq and is a predicted model, not a curated record. Gene Ontology annotation, molecular function: RNA binding. Lineage: Eukaryota; Metazoa; Chordata; Actinopteri; Salmoniformes; Salmonidae. The transcript has 19 exons.
AUCCCUCCGCCAUGUUUAUGUUCUGAUUCUCUGCCGAUGGUGGUAAACAAUGUUAGCUGUAGCAUUAGCUUGAUUUAAACACAAAAGUGUCAACAUUUCAAUGUAUUCUGCAAUUAUAUAGAAUUGCAUUUACACGGACGGAACAGUAUUGCGUCAUGGCGGCCAGCCCCGGAGAUGAUGACUUUGAAGAUUAUGAUAAACCAGGUGCAGAGAGAUCACGCAGGAGGAGAGGCGAAGAUGAUGAUUUAGACAGUGAAUUUGAUGGUGAUUUGCUCGACGAGGAUUGGCUGACAGCCAAAAAGAAUCCCUCAGAAGUGUCAGAUGAGGAAUUGAACGAUGACCUUCUGCAAAGCGACGACGAAGAUCAAAACAUCGGCCAGGGCAUUAGCCUCAAUGCUACUCUAGGCGAAUUUGACCAGCAGGUGAACCCCGUAGACUACACAGACAUAGAGAGGGGCUACCAGCAGGAGGGGGGAGAGUACGUGGAUGAGUACAGCCAGCCCAAUGACAUGGAGAUGCCAGACGGCCAAAUGGAAUACUCAGGAGAACAGGCCGAAGGCGACGGGAUUUACCAGGACGAAGUGUUAGACAUUCAAAUCAAUGAGCCUCUAGACGAUGAAUUUCAAGUGGAUGAUUACUCGGCAAGCUACAGAGAUGGAGAACAACCAGAGCAUCUAGAGGAGGAGGCAGAGCAACAGGAAGCACCAGAGGGGGAAGAAGAGGAAGACUCUCAGCUCACAGAGGAGGCUGAAAAUGAACCAGAGCCAGAGGAAGAAGUGAAGGAGGAGGAAGACGAGGAUGAAGAGGAAGACGACGAUGGACAGUCUGGCCGGUUGCGUUUCAAAACGGAGCGCAAAGACGUCACGUCCGGCAUUGUGCGGCUGGCAGAUGCAGCAAACAAAAGAAGAAACAUUCCUGAAACAUUAGAGCUCUCUGAAGAGGCCAAAGCAGACCUGAUGGAGUUUGAGGAGAAGGAGCGCCAGAGGAAGCAGGGCCGCUUUGGGGGCCGAGGAGGAAGAGGAGGAGAGAGAGGAGGAUUCAGAGGACGAGGAGGAAGAGGGGGGUUCCCCGGAUUCGGGAUGGGAGACUUUGGUGGAGGAAGAGGACGAAUGAAUGACCAGAGGCUCCCAAUUAUUCCACUGCAUAUGGGCAUGCAGCAGUCUCCCUCCAGAAUGCCUCCCCCUCACCACCAAACUCAUCAGCAGCAUCGCCAGGGCGGCCCCGGUGGCCCCCGAGGGCCUCUUUUCCAGGAGCACAGUGGGGGCUCGCUGGCCCAGCAGCCCCUGCAACCCCUCAUCCCCCAGCACAUGGCCCACCGUAGCUCUCCCUCCUCACACGGGGCACCAGUCAGGCCCCAGAUGGACCCGCCUCCCCGCAUGAUGAGUCCUCCUCCUUCACACAACCACCCCCACCAGCAACAACAGCAGCAGCAGCAGCCCAAGAACAUCCACAUCAAUCCCCAUUUCAGGGGCCCAGCGUCCUCCCCUGCACAAGUGCCCUUGAUGUCUCCUGCCCAGAGCCAGCCCAGACCUGCUGCGAGUCCUCAGAGGUUCCCUGGAUCAGGGGACUUCCAGCAGCAGCACAUGCCUGGUAAUUUUGGCCAGCCGCCCCAGAGGCCCCCGCAUCACAUGGAGCCCUGGAGGAACCAGCCUCCCCCCACCUCCCAGGACAGAGAGCCCUUCUUUAUCGGGGACCCUGGGCGGUUCCCUGGGCAACAGCAGCACAUGUUCGAGCACCAGAACCCUGGCUUACUCAUAAACAGUAACAACCAUCAGAUCCCCAGCCAGGGCCACAUGGCCUUCAACCAGCCAGGCCUAGGAGGGUUCAACCAGCCAGGCCAGGGUCCAGGGGGCCAGCUAGGGCUGUUCCAGAGAGAGCCCCCCAGACCCAACCUGCCUCCCCAGGGCCACCCCCAGGGCCACCAGGGCAUGGCCAGCCUGACGGGGCUCGGCGGACCCCCCAACACCAGGCCCUUCAUGGGCCACCUUCAGCCCGGGUUUCAGCAGCAGCAGGUGCCCCCUGGGCCCUUCCCCCUGCAGCAGCUCCAAUUUGGGAUGCAGGUACGGAUGAGAGGCUUGAUGCAGCACGGCCCACCCCACUCGCACCUCCAGCAUCACGACUUGCCUCUCUCCCAUCAACAACAACAGCAGCAGCACCACAGACAGGACCUCUCUCAGCCGCCCCCCCACCACCACCCACAGCACCAGCUCCACCCCAAUGAGCAGCGGCAAGGCCCCAUGAUGCACCACGGCGGUGGGCAGGGCCAGCCCCUCUUUCACCAGAUGCAGCAGCACGGCAGCCCCAGACAGACACACCCUGGCGGACCCCAUCCACAGCAACGGAACACCCCCAUCAGGCCCAGGAUGAACCCUCCUGCACUGAAAGUCCUUCCCCAGCGCAACAGCAACCUCCGCGAGCUCCCCGUGGCACCUGGCAACCAAAACAUGAACAAUGUCCGCCCCGCCUCGGCGCCCAACGUCAGGCCCGUUGCCAGGGCAAUGCAGGCGGGGUUGCGACCGAGCCUGAACGCUUGGCAGGUCCCCGGCGGUGGCAGAGGGAGAGCCCAGCCUACUGCUACCAACAAGGCUGCAGCACAGCUACCUGGACCACCUGAAAGAACGGUGGUUCGCAGGGAUUCCACAGGCACCCAGCCAAACAUAGCAGUACAGGAUCCCGAUGAGGACGAAGAGACGCGGCAGUACCGUCUGAAGAUCGAGGAGCAGAAGCGACUCCGGGAGGAGAUCCUGAAGAGGAAGGAGAUGAGGAGGCAGAUGCAAGCUGGCGUCCGCAAGAAGGAGCUUCUGGAUCGCAUCAACGGCCAGGGUGACCCACCACAACAACAGCAGCAGAGGCAGUUUCCACCUAAACCCCAACAGCCCCAGCAAGGUUCUACUGCCUUCCCUCCCAACGGCACUCCACCGACGCCCCCCGCGCUCCGCCAGAACGUGAAGAACCGCCUGCAGAUGACCAAGGGCCAGGGUCAGCAAGCCCCAGCGCCAGGCUGGCAGGGGGGCCAACCAGGGCAGAACACGGGCCCCGGUCCCAACCCUACCCAGCAGGCCCAGCAACAAUAUCAGCAGCAGAGGAGGAACGUUACCCAGCUGAACCCUAUCAGACCAGGGGGGCCCACUGCCCUGGGGAACAUGCCCAUGCAGGGAGCCCUGAUGGCAGGUCUGAGUCCAGGCCAGGCCCAGGCUCUGGGGCCUAAGUCAGGGGUGAAGAGAACUGUGAUGCAGCGAGCCAAUAGUGGAGACAGAGCGGGGCCACACAUCCCACAGAAAGUCAGAGUUGUCAAGCUUCUAGGAGGGGGAGCAGAUGUGAGUGGUAUCAGCGCCCCCAUCCAGCAGCAGCAGGCCACCAGGCCCGCCCCCCAUCUCCGCCAGGGCCCAGUGAGGAAGAUAACCCUGGCAAACCCCCCCGGAGGACAGCCCAUACAGGGCCUGGUCACACAGGGGGACAGAGGGGGCCUGGGCAACAGGGUGGUUGUCCCAGGGCGUGGCAGAGCCAGAGGGGCAGCGGGGGCAGGAGGAGCGGGUCAGCUGGGGUGUGGGCGCCUGAUGCCCGCCAGACAGAAUCAGCGAGGGGCGGUGACGGGGGACAGCCAGGCCUGCACUGUGUCCAUAGACGGCCUGUCUACAUCCACCACGGACACGCAGCUCCAAAACCUGCUCAACUCCAUCGGCCCCAUCCAGAUGUUCAAAAUGCUGCCCCAUCAGAGGAAAGCUAUUGCCAAAUUUCACAAUCCCCAGCAUGCCCUGAGUUUCCAAGUCAGCUUCAACAGGCAUAUGAUAGAUUUGUCGCACAUUGACGUGUCGCUGAUUGACGGCUGAAGCAAGCGGUAGAGGGAGGCGGCGAGCGCCCGGUGCGGGGACGUCGCGUCAGAUGCUUAUUCAACCUUGAGGCUCCCGUGUACAGCUCCUUCAGCUAGAUGUAACCACGUCCCUAUGGAACACUAACCUACACCGUACCCUCAUCCUCCUCACAACAAGCACCCCCAACCGCCUCGCCUGCAGACUAUCUACUGUGGAGAUCCUCAGCACAAAGCAGCAUGUUUUUUUUCUCAUGGUUGAAUUGCGGUCAAGGGGGAGGUUCAAUGCCAGUUUCAUGUGACAAUAUGUUCAUGGUCGCCGGUCUAGUGACGUUCAAACUGUGACAGAAGAAAUGUGAGAUAUGAGAAAAGGUUUGAGUAAAAGGUUUGUGCAUCGGGCACUAACGACAACAAGAAGUAGUGGUUGACACUGGAUAAUGGUUGCUCCCAUCCUCGGCUCAGUUGUGAACCCCAUCGAUAUCAACAGUUAAAAGAGAAGAGUUUUGGAGAUCUGCCUGUGUUGUAGGCUAUUGUUUUAAGCGGUACCUCAAGAUUUUGCUCAUUUUCUAAACAGGUGUUUUGGAUUCGAGGAAAGCUACUGAAUUUAACAGGUGUAGAACAGGAGCGAGGCUUGCCACUACAUAGUUUUCCUUCUGGCAGUGCCAUUUUCCUCCUAUAGAUGGCAGCAUUUGAUAAUGAUUAUGUACACUAUGGGGUGGCUUUUUGGGUAGGGCCCUUCCUCAAGCAGCGUUUAGUUUCUGGGUAAAUGGCACUGCCUAGUGGAGAACAUGUAGGAACGUAUUAAAGCCAUUAACAAAAAUUCUGUUCAAAUGCAGUUUGAGGGUGUGAUGAUGAGGAUGAUUCAAACUUACACAUGCAUCAGGUAAUGGUUCCAAGGAUUUUUGUUCGAAUAGAAUCUAGAUUGACUGGCCAUACAAAAUAUAGUAAUAUCUUAUUCCUAACAUUAAAACUGGAUAACAUGGAUAUGUUAGGUUUUCUUCUGCACUUUUAAGUUAAUUGACAUUAACUGGUAAAGACGGGUUUCAUUUUCCUUCUCGCACUAAAGAGUCCAUUUUGUCCGGUAGUGUUACUUGAUCACUGAGCCUUUUAUUUAGUCUUUUAAUUGGUUAUACACGAAUAGGCCGCCUACAUUGGUGCGAUCUCGAAAUGGGUUUUAGAAAUUAUUUUACUUUUCUGAUUCACUCAACUUUAGUUUUGUAUAUAUUUUUUUUAGCAUAUUCUGAUUUCAUUGGUACAUGUCAGGUUUAGUGGGUGUGCUCCAGAAUAAAUGAUCAUUACAAGUUCUAUUUUAAGGAUUUUUGAUUGUCAUGGUCCUUUGGGAUAAUGAUUGAAAUGCUGAGUAUGGCUGGUAGGCUAUAAAACUAUGUCAACAAUAUCUUUCACAGAUUGAUUGGAAAAAGAAAGACCUUAUGAAGCUUCCCGUUUUUUUUUUUUGCAGGGUACAUUUUUACGUUGUAGCAGAUUUGUUUAAGUUGCUAUAAAUUCAUAUUUAUCUGUAUUGGAUUACUGAUACAAUGAAUGUUGUUGGCCGAUUUAUCUUAUGAAAACUAUUGAUAUGGCUCAUUUAGGAACAGUUGGAAGCCUGGUUUGGUCUGGUUUGCAUGACUUUCUGACUGAUAUUCAUAUAGAGCUUUAAUUUAAUAGUAAACGUUACUUUUGAUUUAAUGGUAAAACAAGGAUACUGGUUUGUUGUUUUUGUGUUUGGCCAGAAUUAAAAACGUCGUAGCAGUCUUGAAAAUAUCUGUAGUUUAGCCUUCUGAUAAGAACACCAAGCCGCUAAAGGAAAGAGGUCGUUUGUGUUUUACUUUCCAGAACAAAUUAAUUUACCAACUCUUUCUAUGCUGAGUGAUUAUCUAGAUUAAUGAACACAUACAUGCAUGUGUACAUAACACACACACACACACAGGUCUUUUGAUGUCAUGAGAAUGUUCCCUUCAGUGGUUCAUUUGAUUUAGUAUUGAUCCAUUCCAGGUUUACGGAAACCUGGUAUCUGGUGCAACAAAGUCCAAUUUACUUCUGAAGACAACGUAGUACAUUUCAGUGUUGCUGGAGGUGUGGUGAAGUUUUUUUUUUGAAAAUAUUGUUGACAUUUCCUUGCUUCCGAAAGUGGCAAACCUCGAGUAAUAAGAAAUGAGAAUAGAACAGUCGCAGUAUAAUUACAUUCUUUUUGUAUGUUUUCGUUCAAGUCGUUCAGAGCAAUACCGGUGUGGGGGCAACCAUUAUCAGUGUAUUAGUAAUGUACAUAACACCAAACAAGUCGAACUUUCACCGAAUGUUUAUCGUUGUUCCAAACUUUUUGAGUUCUCGUUAUGUGCUUUGUUGUAUCAAGUUCACUUUUUAUAUAUGUCUAUAUAAAAAAAAAACUGAUGUGUCCAGACUUGAAUUAUUCUACUAGUGUUUAGUUUGUGUGUUGAACCAAAACUAAAGAGACCCUGGACCCCGUUUCUGUUCGUAGAUAUUUGAAGACUUUUUUUAAGGGGAAAUAAAUAAAAUAUGGCCUAUAUAUACCAUGAAGAUAUGGGUAUGUGAAGCCGAUUUAACGUCUCCAGCCCACAACUUUGUGUGUCUAAUGUCUCUGUGUCUUGUGCUUUACGAUGAAGCUCAAUUCUGAUGCAAGCUGUCAUUCAUUGUGAUCUAAUAUUUUUCUUAAGGUAUUGUUUCGUUUUUAGCCCCCCUGGUAUUGUUUCAUGCAUUGACUCCCCUCCUCCCUCUGUGUUUGACCAAAUCCUUGACCAAUUGCCUGUUGCGCAAUGAACCUUGGGAUCUAGGUGUAUCAGUAAGAUGAGGUACUUUUUAACGUAGGCUACAUAUUUCCAUUACAUACCAAUUUGGUACAAUAAUAUGCCAUUAUUUGUGGCAAGGAAUCUAUUGUAGUCAAUUAUUUGAGUGUACUUAUUCAUAGUAUAUAUUGAAUUACCCUCAUCCCUCCAACACUCAGCACUGAUAAUUUAUGAAGUAUUUUAAAUGCCGAUAGUAUUAGCUGUAAGUCCAAAAUCUUGCGGUUUCCUGCAAGACAUAGAAGGGUACAUGAUGCUGAGUACAAUUUUGAAGUGGUUUUGUUUGUCGCUGUUCCCCUUUCGUGGUUUCACUUUGACUCAACUGACCUAGUUUUGUUUUUGCUCCUUUUGUUUGCUUUUUCUAACUGUAUUGAAUUUGAAUUCCGAAUCCUAUGGAUUUAUUUAAAGUAUCGGCUAUGCCAUUUAAGUCACAUCAGUAUACGACAUAAGUUAUGUCUGGUGACGGAGAACAGGUUCAUAUUGGACCUAUUUGUACCUUCUUUCUCAGGUUUUAUUGCCAAUGUACUUGCAUGAGCUUUAUGAUGAACGUAAUGAUUUUUAUGUCAUCAGGUUUGGAGCGCUCCUCUUUAGUGGUUUUAAUGAUUUCAACAACAACAAAAAAGCUGCACCAAUUUAGAUUUUAAACAAGAUGUUACAUAGUGUCUUCGUGAUCGACUGAUCUGCUCAUAUUGUCUUAUUGUUUCUGCUAUUGGUUUAUUUUAUUUGAAAUGUCUAUGGUUUUCGCCCCCUGGGAACGUCCAGUGAACUGCUAUGCUGCUUAACAUGUUACCACGGUCAAAACAAGACAGUUUGGUUUGAAGUUUAACCUGAAGUUUAAAAGAUCUUGGAACGACUAACAUUUGUUAUUCUUCUCAGGUGUUCUGGAUGGGAUCCAGAAGCGCGUUGUGUUUUGCAGAACUACGGCUGAAUAACCAUAGUUGACUCCUUCUCUCCGUUAUAGGUCGGAUCCCGCCCACUGACACCUUGCGUCAAUGCUAACACUAUUUGUUUGAUUCGCAGGUCCUGUGAGAACACAAUUGACAAAUUUUUCCUCAUCUUCAGUCCAUUUUGCAGCGUGGUUUUGGACCUCAAACACCCUUGGCCAGACUUCUCCUUCUUCCAACCUCUUUUCCUGUAACCCUAUCCUCCCAACCCCCCAACCCCCCCCCCCAAACCUCCAAGGUUGGCGUUGACUCAGUUGAUGUGUGUUGUUAUUGUGGUGGUGGUUGUUGCUGCUCUUAACCCUCUGUAUCAAGCAGGGGCCUUGCCUGGAUUACCUUUGUUUGUUAGCCCAAUGGAUGGAGGUUAACAUCUCUGUGACGACACCCGGGGGUCACAGAUCAGACACACUUAAAGCCACUCGCUUCCACUCCACCCAACUCAUGCCAGCUAUGCUCGGCAUUCAAAUGUUUGGUUGGAUCGUGGAAAAGGUACUACACUGAUUUUCUUGUGCGGUGUGAUAUUGUCAAGCACUGAAAAAAACGGACUUGAAUCGUUGACAGAAAUACCAAAAUGUAUGUUUCACAUUUAUGUUGGGAGACAUGGUGAUCCGUCAAGAUUGUACAACCCCAAAGUUUGUGAUGCAAUGUUGUUGUUUAAGAACUUCAGUGUUUGUCCGUGAAAUGUUUGCCUGUGAUGCGUUUGUACACUGAAUAUUGACGCAACACGUUGAACAGCUAAAUGAUUUUUACGAAAUAAACGAGCUACAAUGUACAUUGCUGAAGAGUUAAGUGAUUCUUACCUAAAUAAACACUUUUCAAUGUC